AUGGAGGAGGAGCAGGAGCAGGAAGAGGGGGAGCAGGAGGGAAAGAGAGAGGGGAGAGGAGGAGGAAAAAAAGAGGAUGAGGAUGACGAGGAGAGGAGGAGGAAGAGGAGAAGGAAGGGAGGAGGAAGUAGAGUAGUGAGGAGAAGAGAAGAAGGAGGAGGGAGAGGAAAGGGAGAGGAAGAGGAGGAGAAGGAGGGUGAAAAGAAGGAGGGAGAAGAGGAGAAAGAAGGGGAGGAGGAAGGGGAGGAGGGGGAGUAUGAGGAGGAAUGGGAAGGCAGAAGGAAGAGAGGGGAGGUGGUGUGUUGGGAUCUGGCAUCAAACACCGAUGGGAGGCGUCGCCAUUACGGAUGA
Molecule: messenger RNA, 351 nt
Organism: Saccoglossus kowalevskii
Lineage: Eukaryota; Metazoa; Hemichordata; Enteropneusta; Harrimaniidae
Product: cyclic nucleotide-gated cation channel beta-1-like
Source: RefSeq, a predicted model, not a curated record